This is a messenger RNA of Chilo suppressalis (striped riceborer), 1921 nucleotides long. The record is from the annotation of a GenBank genome assembly. NCBI's taxonomy places the organism in Eukaryota, Metazoa, Arthropoda, Insecta, Lepidoptera, Crambidae.
ACACGUUUUGCGUCGUCAACUAGUUGUUCUCUUUUGCAAUAAAUUACGAUUGUUUUUUAGUCUAGAUCAUUUUCAUUGGAUGAAGCAAGUUAAUAACAAUAAGCCAGCCAAUUAAAUAUCAUUUUGUUAGAAAAUGAAAACUGUAUAGUAGAUAUAUAAAGUGACCGCCACUGAGCAAGUAAUCUUUAGAUAGUGACCGCGUUUCAAAUUUAAACUUUUAUACUGGAAUAUAAUUAUCUGCAGAGGCUCAUUAAGUGCUUGUGUUCUCCUUUAAAGUGUUUGAAUAUUGUAAGUAAUUUUAAUACUCAUAUCCAGUUAAAUUGGUUAGUUGAAAACGUAGUCUAAAUAAUAAUGGAAAACACAACAGACUUCCAAUACCCUCACACUUUUAUUCUACUGGGAGCAUCAGGAGAUCUAGCAAAAAAAAAGAUUUAUCCAACUAUAUGGUAUCUCUACCGUGACAAUCUUCUUCCGGAAAAAACUAAAUUUAUUGGUUAUGCUCGUACUAAACAAUCUGUAACAGAUAUAAGAGAAAAGUGUAAGAAAUAUAUAAAGUUACUCCCUGGUGAUGAAGAAAAGUUUGAAAAGUUUUGGCAAUCUAAUGAUUACUUUUCUGGCACAUAUGACAAACGUGUUGAUUUUGAAAUGCUAAAUCAGUUAAUUACUAAGUUUGAAAAGGGACCAGUUGCUAACAGAAUUUUCUAUUUAGCUGUACCUCCAACAGUAUUUGAAGAUGUAACUGUCAAUAUAAGAAAUGCUUGUGUAUCAAUUAAGGGUUUUACUCGAGUUAUAAUUGAGAAGCCAUUUGGAAGAGAUGAUAUAUCUUCUAGUAAAUUGAGUAAUCAUCUAGCUGGUCUAUUUAAAGAAGAGCAAAUGUAUCGGAUUGACCACUAUCUUGGCAAAGAAAUGGUGCAAAAUCUAAUGACUAUACGAUUUGCAAAUCAAAUUUUUUGUCCAUCAUGGAAUAGAGAAAAUAUUGCCUCAGUUCUCAUUUCAUUUAAAGAACCAUUUGGUACAGAAGGCAGAGGUGGAUACUUUGAUGACUUUGGAAUUAUAAGGGAUGUUAUGCAAAAUCACCUUCUGCAAAUUUUAUCUCUUGUUGCUAUGGAGAAACCUGUAUCUUUAAACCCUAAUGACAUUCGAGAUGAGAAAGUUAAAGUGCUUAGGCAUAUUCGUCCUAUUAAACAAGAGGAUAUACUCAUUGGCCAGUAUGUUGGCAAUCCUGAUGGACAAGGAGAUGAAAAGUUGGGUUACCUUGAUGAUCCCACUGUUCCAAAGGACUCUGUGACACCAACAUAUGCUUUGGCUACACUUUUUAUAAAUAAUGCUAGGUGGCAGGGUGUUCCAUUUAUAUUACGAUGUGGUAAGGCCCUUAAUGAAAGAAAAGCAGAAGUAAGAGUACAAUACAAAGACGCUCCAGGUGAUAUAUUUAAUGGCCAUGCUAAAAGAAAUGAACUGGUAAUAAGAGUGCAACCUGGUGAAGCUCUAUAUUUAAAAUUAAUGAGUAAGUCUCCAGGUAUGACCUUUGAUCUUGUAGAAACUGAGCUUGACUUAACAUACAGCAUGCGUUACAGAGAAGCUGAUGUCCCAGAUGCAUAUGAAAGAUUAAUAUUGGAUGUAUUCAUGGGUACACAGAUGCAUUUUGUUCGAUCCGAUGAACUUACUGAGGCCUGGCGUAUUUUCACUCCUAUUUUAAAGGAAUUAGAGGAACAACAUGUCAAGCCAGUUCCUUACAGAUAUGGCUCUAGAGGACCAUUAGAAGCUGAUAUGAAAUUGGGCGAAAAUGAUUUCAAAUAUUCUGGUUCCUACAAAUGGAAAAAACCUGUCUGUUAAAAUUACAAAUAUAAUAUUAUGGUGGUGGUUUUUAUUACUGAUUAUGUUGAUAAUUUAUAGUAUCACAAUACCUUCCAUCCAGCCUAUG